GCGCGGGCCUCGGAGGGGGUGCACAGUGUCACCGUACCCUGGCGGCUGGCGGACGCGCGAGCUCUCGCGUGUGACUGUCCGGACCUGAGUCGUCUGAUGGCGCCGCCGCCGCUGCGGCGCGGCAGCGCGAGCCAGCUGCCGGCGCACGCCGUCACCGAGGACACGCCGGCCGACAUGCUGCAGGGACAGAUGAGCCUGAGCGUGCUGCUGCCAGACGGCCGCCACUGCCGCAUCAGCGUGGAUCGCGGCACGCCAAUGAUGGACCUCCUCAUCCAGGUCACAACGGCCAAUAAAAUCAGCCCUGGGGGUCACGUGAUCCAGGUCAUAUCCGACCGGAGCCACAGCUGCCUCAGCUACAAGCCCAGCACACCAAUAGGCACGCUUGACACCACCGCUCUUCGGAUCGUGCCGAAGAACAAGCUGAACGAGCCCCCGAGCCGGCGGACCAAAGCGGCGCCGCACAACCCGCUGGCCGACGCCAAGAUCCGCAUCAAGGUGUAUUUGCCCCGCAAUCAGCUCUCGGCAAUGAGAGUCUCUCCGAAAACUCCUCUCGCGGAGGUUUUGGAUCAGAUAUGCAAGGAUAAGAACAUGGACGUCACGAGAUACGAGCUCCGGCACCCCGUGAACGUGGACGAGCGGCUGCGGCCGAGCUGCUGCCUAGCCGACUACAAGCUGCAGGAGGUGACUGUGGUGCCGCGCAACAGUCGAACAAACACGGUGCUGUCGUCGGCCGACAUUCUAGCAAUGCAGAAAAAGACGGACGGAAAGCGGAAGAUCUUCGCCAUCUUUGGCAAGAAAAGCAAGCCGUCGGUUGAUCGAGAGCACGGCGUCGUCGGACAGCCUGGGGGACCGCUCCGUGUCGCCGGACGGCUCGGAGGAGUCCCGCCGACCGGCCGCGGUCGCUCAGCCCGCAGCCGCAGGUCAUCCAGGCGCCACCCAGGUCUAAGAAGCGGGCAGCGCCCAAGCCACCGUCGCAGCCCAAUGGG
Messenger RNA from Pollicipes pollicipes, 986 nucleotides. RefSeq names its product protein cordon-bleu. Lineage: Eukaryota; Metazoa; Arthropoda; Thecostraca; Pollicipedomorpha; Pollicipedidae. Gene Ontology annotation, molecular function: actin monomer binding. The record is from RefSeq and is a predicted model, not a curated record.